Molecule: messenger RNA, 731 nt
Organism: Orbicella faveolata
Lineage: Eukaryota; Metazoa; Cnidaria; Anthozoa; Scleractinia; Merulinidae
Product: transient receptor potential cation channel subfamily A member 1-like
Biological process (GO): monoatomic ion transmembrane transport
Cellular component (GO): transmembrane transporter complex
Molecular function (GO): protein binding; transmembrane transporter activity
Source: RefSeq, a predicted model, not a curated record
UUAAUCGUGUCCCAUAUUCAACAAUCAGCUAGCUUUUUUUCAAUUUUCUGUGUAGUUCUUGACUAACGUAAUUGAAAAGUAUUUUUGUUUCGUUUCUGGUGCUUUUGUUUACAUAUCCAGGUUUAUUAAAAUGCGUAAACCUUCUUCUACAGGGCCUCACUUGAAGGACAUGUGCCUAUCAUUGACUAUCUCCUAGAGCAGGGAGCGAUGCUCCAUCCAGUUACUGAGACUUGCACCCCCUCCCCACUCAUGUGCGCUGUCAAGAGGAGCCAGCACCACGCUGUCAAAUAUUACCUGGCACGCGGUUUUCCAUUAAAGUUAAAGGAUGUGAACUGGAGAACAGUGCUUCAUGUAGCCGUUGCGUGCGCUGAUAUUCAAACUGUGGACUUGAUCUUGGAGAAUGGCGGUCAUAGCCUCUUAGAGAGCAAAGAUCAGUAUGGCAAAACAGCAACACACUAUGCCGCAACUACACAAAACGUGGAUAUUAUAGACCGUCUAAUACUUGUUGGAGCUAACGUCAGGGAGAAAGACAACGAGGAGAGGAUCCCGCUUCACUUGGCCGCAGAGUUUGUAUAAUUUUCAUUUGUAUUCAUAGAUACGCAACGCUAGCAACAGCACUGUGCGGUCAGCUUACGUUAACUUGUCAAGUGUUUCCACACUACUUGCCAAAAAUUACGGGCGAUUUUAAUUUCUGACAGAAACAGUGUCCGAAAACAAAACCAACUUUUCAG